AUGACCUGUUUGUUGAAGAUAUUUCAGUUACUGAUCGCUAUUUAUUCUGUAAAAGGGUGUAUGCUAGCACUUCCCACUUGCCCAUUCGGUACUAAUUGUACUCCGGCUCCACCAGCGGCUUGCCUCUUUGGCACUUGCGCGAAACAACAGUCAAAUCAGGUUGGACCGUGCGGAAGCGGGUGUGAGCCACCAAAGACUUGUACACCAAAGGGUUGUCUUCAAACGAUGGCUCAUCAUGGAGUGAAAACAUUUCAGGGAAAUCCAAUAGCGACCAGUUCACCCAUCAAUCCAGACGCUCGUUUCCUUUCUUGUUGCCAAUCUUUGGCUGUCGGUGACUCGUGUCUUCCCAUUUGCACUUUCGAGAGUUUCAACAAACAAGAGAUAUCUUCAAUCUUUUUCCUUUCAUCUCAAUGCUCUCCCGUCAAUCUCGGUUCAAUGUUUCAUUGUGCGGCGUUUGGAGCUGAUCACUCAUCGUGUUGUGUCAAUGCCGGAGUUGAUGCUGAAUGUUUGACUUUUUGUGACCAAGAAGAGCUUUCUUUUGAUAAAAUCAGUCCGUCUCAUCUCAAAUGUUUACCGCACUUUGAGACGAUUAAAUCGUGUUUCUACAACCAUGCGAUACGAGAAUAUUAUCGACAAGAUAUUGUUGUAAAU
Molecule: messenger RNA, 651 nt
Organism: Mesorhabditis belari
Lineage: Eukaryota; Metazoa; Nematoda; Chromadorea; Rhabditida; Rhabditidae
Source: the annotation of a GenBank genome assembly